Molecule: messenger RNA, 1416 nt
Organism: Parastagonospora nodorum SN15
Lineage: Eukaryota; Fungi; Ascomycota; Dothideomycetes; Pleosporales; Phaeosphaeriaceae
Exons: 3
Coding region: 1-1416 (471 amino acids)
Biological process (GO): negative regulation of TORC1 signaling; positive regulation of autophagy
Cellular component (GO): vacuolar membrane; GATOR1 complex
Molecular function (GO): GTPase activator activity
Source: RefSeq, a predicted model, not a curated record
AUGCCUACGCGCGCAAUCGAAGCCAUCUUCUACACGCGCUUCCACCAUGAAAAGGGUUCUCGCGUACUCCACCAAGUCCCGCCGGGCAGCAUAACGCCCUCGCCCAAGCCGUCUAAAUCCGACCUCGCGGAGACUUUGUUUCCCUUCUCCUCUGUGACGAGCUACCUGAUCCCCAGUCAGCACUUUUGCGACCGCCUGCUCACCUUCGUCGUCAAUCAUCAUCGCAUUAUUGGCUACCCGGUAUGCAUACAAGGCGCGAAGUACAGUCGCAAUGAAUUCAUCUUCAACUUUGCGCUUGUGAUUGGGGAGAGCGAGGUCGAUUGGGCGUGUUAUGGCGAGGUGGUGAGAAAGCUUGGGAGGUUACUGAGGGGGUUGGAAGAACAGGGUGGAUUCUUGAGUAAAGAGGAAGAAGGGGUGUGGGACAUGGAUGAAGUGGCUCAGGGAGAUAUCGGGGGCGGAAGUAAGGUGUAUGCCCUGUGCGAGAUGGUGUUGGAAGAUCUGAACAAUUAUGCCGAGUGCAUGAUACCAAUCGACGACUCGAACACAAUCAACCUCAAACUCUUCCCUACCCGCCCUCCUCCACCCCCCAUCUCCUCGCACCAGGUCCCCCUCCUCACAAUCUCCCUCUCCUCCCUGCAAUCCCCCAUAUCCUCGGACUUGACUCUCAACCGCAUCCUGCCCUACAUCAACGGCGUGCACAGCAUCGCGCGCAUCGCGGCCCUCGCCGACACAGAUCUGUCCCUCACGCGCCGCGCCAUCCAACACCUCGUGUACUACGGCUGCCUCGUACUCCUCGACAUAUUCAGCUUCAGCGCCAUAUACGCGCCGACGGCGGAGAUCGGAGGCUUCGUACUCGACCCAGACGUCAAAGAUGAAUGCGCGCGCUACAUCCGCGUGCCGAGAUUACGCCUCGGCAGCGCAGCGACGGCCUCUACUACUAUACUCGAACACCCCUCCCCCUCCUCACCCACCGCAGCAUCUACAGACGACGACAAGGAAGAAGAAUGGCACAUCCCACACACGACGUUGAUCCACCUCUAUACCUCCCUGCGCCAAGGCCUCACGCUGAAAAAUUGGGUCCUGGCUAACCUCUCCCACCUCCCUGGCAUCGACGUCCGGCGCCUGAUUACCUUUGGCGUGAUAAAAGGCUUCGUGUACCGCGUGCACAAAUACGCGAUUGCGAGCACGAGCGCGGGGUCGACGGCGCCGCCGACGAGUCUGGCUACGUCGACGAGGGAGGAGACGGGUGCUGAGGGCAUGGGCAUGGGCACGGAGAAUGCGCUGCCGAUGCUGCGCUUUCUCGACGGCUUGUGCUGCUUUGAUCAGAUUUGCGUGGAGUUGGGGGUGCCGGAGCGGACGGUGGAGGGGAGGGUGAAGGGGUUGGGGGAGGGGCUGGGGGUUAUUGUUCAGCGGUGA